AUGUCGUAUACGUAUCAUCAAGGUUCAGGCAAGUUUUGUAAUGACAAUAAUGGUCAGUGCACACCAUCCUACAGCGGAUUCAAGGGAGAAAAAGAUCAAAAAAAAUCAAAUCAAGGUCCGAUUCCAGAAGGAAAGUAUACAAUCGCAAACGGUUGUGGUGAUGCGCAUCAGAGAUGUAAUUUGACACCUGAUUCAUCAAAUAAUAUGUUCGGACGGUCGGCUUUCCAAAUUCAUGGUGACAACGGCAAAGGGGACCAAUCAGCGAGCCAUGGGUGUAUAAUUUUAAAUCAAGGUGAUCGAGCUGGCUUGAAAAAAGAUGACAAAAUUACAGUUAAGAAAUAA
Messenger RNA from Rotaria socialis, 342 nucleotides. Lineage: Eukaryota; Metazoa; Rotifera; Eurotatoria; Philodinida; Philodinidae. The record is from the annotation of a GenBank genome assembly.